This is a messenger RNA of Xyrauchen texanus (razorback sucker), 3621 nucleotides long. RefSeq names its product zinc finger protein 135-like. The transcript is spliced from 3 exons. Lineage: Eukaryota; Metazoa; Chordata; Actinopteri; Cypriniformes; Catostomidae. Gene Ontology annotation, molecular function: DNA-binding transcription factor activity; RNA polymerase II cis-regulatory region sequence-specific DNA binding. The record is from RefSeq and is a predicted model, not a curated record. Gene Ontology annotation, biological process: regulation of transcription by RNA polymerase II. Bases 129 to 1172 code for a protein of 347 amino acids.
UGUGCAGGAAGUGCCGGAUUAUAUCAAUAUUGAAAGCAGCGGAAGUGAAUCGAACAAAUUUAUAUGCUUUAAUUUCGUUCCGAAAUGCAACUUUAAUCGAGGAUUUAGAGGCCAGAUUUGGAGCAGUCAUGUCGAAGGUUGAUCGCUUGAACGCUCGUGUGUCGAAGCUCCUGACGGUAGCUGUUCAGGAAGUGCUGGAGAUCGUGAGAGAAACGGUGUGUGAAUAUCAGGAAAAAAACGCUCGAACACUGAGAGAAAAUGAGAGACUGCGGAGGAAAUUGCAUGAGUUACAGGACAAAUCACACACAGAUGGUACCAGUCCUAAAACGCAGAUGAGGGUCCAACCUGAGUCUUCCCAACAUCAAGAGCCGAGUGAUACUCGGAACACUGUGCAGUCCGAAGAGAACGAUCUAUUCACUGAAAGCAAAACUGCAGUAAAUGAACCACAAUACAGCCACUGUCGCACCAAUCUGUCACAUAAUAUCAUGUCUCCCUCCCUCAGACAUCCUCACCAAACACAGUUUCAUGUCAAAGAAGAAGUGAAGCUGCUCAAUCACAGUCCGUCAUCCAACUGCAACUCCAUCACUGCUGUCCAAAUGCUGCCAAAUGAAACAAAUACAUCCUCACUAACACACCACAACAAAGACACUAACCACGAUGAGUCAGGCAGUGAAUUGACUGUCAGCCCGACUUUGAAAAAAAUCAAAGUGGAAACACAAAUUGACAAUGUGGCUUAUGUUUCCAAGGAGUCAAUUUAUGACCAUAGUAUUGAUCAGACUGAACUAUCGUUAGAUCCGCAGCAACUUCUGAAUUCCCAAUUUCUCGGACAGGAUAUAAACGGCAUAUCGUACAACAGAAAUACCAGCAAUGCGCCAGUCUUGAGGUUCCUCCCACAACACCAUCGAGCUGAAAAGCGUUUCUGCUGUGGACUCUGCGGCAGGAGCUUUAGCCAUGCUGGAGAUUUCAAGAAGCACAAGAGAGUACACACAGGAGAAAAACCCUAUCUGUGCACCAUAUGUGGCAAACACUUCAGUCAGUCUGGCUACUUGAAGAUUCAUCAGAGGCAUCAUACAGGAGAGAGACCAUACAGCUGCGGCCUGUGUGGGAAAUGCUUCAGCCACUCGAGCAACUUCAAAAAACACCAACAGACUCACAUUGGACAUAUGUGUUAAGGGUACAUUUUGUCAUUUGUGCUCCACUAAUGCACCAAAACCACAUCUAUAUGGUUCUGUCAGUGUGUGGUCAAUGUCAAUAUGGUAAAGCAUUGCCAAGAUACAGCCUCAGAUCAUUGUAGUAGUCUUGCCAUCUAUUUCGUUGAUGCAUUAUUCAAGAAUCGUUUGGUCUGUCAAAAAGCUUUUGAUAAAUUAGUCAUGAGUGUUCCUGGAUGAUACACAACAAAUUUCAUGUGAAUCAGAUGUACAUUCUUGGAAGAGUUAGAAAAGGUAGGUUUUCAACUAAAUUCAAAAUUGCUGACAGGAAGUAUGUCUAUCCAUGUCGAAUUUAGCAUCAUCGCACUCGGAAUGAUCCAAGGAAGCUAAGAACUAAGGAAGCUUAAAAAGUCAUUGAAAAGUUAUAAGCAUUUUAUAAUAUCAUUUGACCACUAGGUUGCGCAGUCUUCAAACGUUUUGAGUACCUUCGGGACCCAAUGACACCAUGACCCAAAUUUCGUAAUGAUAUGACAAUGUGUUUCUAAAAUAAAGCAAUUUAAGUCAAAAUUCUAAAUGGCCUACAUAGGAAAAUUGGGUAUCAUUCCAUUUGUUAUGCCCCAAGGAAUGUAAAGAGACACGUCUUGUGAUUUUAGGCCAAACUAUUCAGAAUAAUGAAAAAAAAAUGUCAUAUCUCUUGACCACUGUGACAAAACUGUGCAGUUACCCUAAAGUCAUGCUUGUGUUGACCAAGUUUUUUGUCAAGCUGCUAAGCGUUGUGAAUAUACAGCCUUACGUCUGGCGAUUUUGGCAUGAUCGCCGUCGAUUUCUAUGCCUUAUACGAGAAUAGUUUGGUCACCGCGAAUUCUAUAUCUUUUUGUUAUGAGUGUCUGUAGUGUCUCUCUGCAUGUGCUAAAUUUAAAGCAAGUCGGAAAUACGAUCUAGGAGAAGUUUAAAUAAGUGGGUUUUUCUGAAAAUUUUAAAUACCCUAAAAUCUAGUGGGCGGAGCUUCGAAACGAUAUGAGCCAUUGGGACUCGGCAUGACCCAAAGUAUCGGAGGCAAAAUAAUUUUGUUUCUAGGACUUAUGGAUGUAUAGGCCGAAACAUGUGCAACUUUGAACAGUUGGUGGCACUAGAGGGUUUGAGUUAGAUACCCCAAAUUUGUAGACUUGUUUCUCUGCAGAAUAAAAAUGUCCGUAUGACAAUAAGUGAGCAUAUUUCAACAGCUUUACACAAUUUUCCUACUUCAUUGGAUAGUUGAGAAACAUGCAUUCCAGUUUGAAAACGGCUACAGAUUCAGAAACAUCCAUUAUUGUUCUCCAUAGACCUAUACUUACAAAUUUAGGUCAGUUACAUUUGAAAGUAUCCUCUAUCAGUGUGCCAAAUUUCAUAACUUUCCUAUUUAGGGUUUAUAGGCUGCCGUAGAUUAUAGAACCGUGGAAUAAGAAGAAGAACACUUAUGGAUACAAUAGGUGCCUGCCUACGCACAUUCAGUGCCUGGCCACUAAAAAUAAUGACACAGGUUUUCUGAAAAGCCCCCCAGCCAUUGGUUGGAAAACAGAUAGUCUCUACCCAAACUCAUGUCAUUGGUUACUCCAGAAGCUAACAUGUCAGCUGCUGAAACUGAGACAUUUUUUUUAAAGCACCACAAAGUCACAAUGUUUACAUUCUUCAGGAAGUCAGACUUCUAAAGGUUUACUUACAGUAACUUACCUUUUUCCUGAACAGGGAAACGCUUCACAAUUCAUAACGGAAACCUUCUCCAGUGUUUUCACUCCCAUUGGCAUAUGUUUUUAGCAGGUAAUGUGAUGUUUAGCGUAUUCAUUUAGUAAAAAUGUCCAAAUAAAAAACAUGUGGCUUAAUAGUGCCUAUAUUUUGCAGACUCGUGAUGACCGUCUUUUUGACAGUUCCACACCCGAUUGGGUAGAUGACAUGAAGCGAUGGACCGUGGUUAGUUACGUUGAUAUCAUAAACUACUUUGAGUUGUUAUUACAGCCAACAACUGCACAAGUUGAACCUGAACUCAACAUUUCGGUAGUUUUUUUUUACAUUCCUUCUUAUGGAGACCUGAAAAAAAAAACAGUCUAGCGGCAAUCACAAUCACCAUGUGGUUGGUCAGGAAAACGUUUGAUAGUUUAAAUGGUUUAGAAAUAAGUAUAUUAAUGUGCAAAAUAAGUAUCCAAGUAUUUUUCUACAGUACAUGUUUUACUGCAUAUUCAGAUCUAGUAUCAGUUAAUGCUAAUGUACAUUUUUAAAAAUUACCUCACAAUUCUUACAUGGAUGAAAAGGUAAACAUUUAACUCAUAAAUUAGUGAUAAAUGUAAAGGGAUUUAUUUGUGAUUAUUACCCGUAUUAUGAGUAAUAUGAAAGUACUGAUGCACCAGGCAUUAUCUAAAUCAUAGCUACAUUCUAAAAACUCCUAUGUGUGUUUCUAUGGUUGGUGUAACUGUGUCUAAAUUUAAUUAUUAAAUAAAUA